GAUUGUCACGUGACUUGUUCCAGCUGAUUCAUAAACAGAAUUAUGUGUUAUCAAAUUUCUUUCAGUAUCAAAUGCAAGUGACAUACAUUUUCAUCCAAUACUAUUGAAAUUGGAGUAUACUACUGCAAGAAUAUGGUCUAAUAACAUGGAUACUGAUGAACAAAUUCCAAAAUUAUUGGGCUCUACAUAAUCUAUUAUGUCUUUAGGGCUGAUGUCCGCUAUCGAUACGUCACCAAAAACCCAAAAACCGAAUGAAGCAGACAAACUCCUCAAACAACUACUUGAAUGUGUUCAAGAAUGUCAAAAAAGAUUUGGGGAAAAAACUGAGCUUGCUACUGAGUUUGAUAGUUGUGUAGCAGCAAUUUGUGUUUGCCUAGAAUCUGUAUUUUUACACGGAUUGAGAAGUAAACCUCUCAGUACAUCAGAUCAGAACUCUUCAUUGCGGCAGGUAUCUGACAUACUUGUGCAUACUCUAAAUAUUGGAAACGAGGGUUCAUGGAAUCCAAAGGACAAAGUCAAGAAUUCGGAAAAGUCUAGAAUUUACGAAAUUAAAUAUUAGCGCUGUGAUUCAAUGGACAGACUAAAAUAUCUAUUAAAAUAAGAUAUAAAAAAACAGCGCACCCAAAAUAUGGAAGAUCAGAAAAAUCAGCAGU
Leptinotarsa decemlineata (Colorado potato beetle) is the source of this 653-nucleotide messenger RNA. RefSeq names its product sorting nexin-29. The record is from RefSeq and is a predicted model, not a curated record. Gene Ontology annotation, molecular function: phosphatidylinositol binding. NCBI's taxonomy places the organism in Eukaryota, Metazoa, Arthropoda, Insecta, Coleoptera, Chrysomelidae.